This is a messenger RNA of Didymodactylos carnosus, 1937 nucleotides long. The record is from the annotation of a GenBank genome assembly. Lineage: Eukaryota; Metazoa; Rotifera; Eurotatoria; Philodinida; Philodinidae.
CCUGGUCGCAAGUUAAUUUAUCACUUAUGGACAGGAGUAAUGUUUUAAAAGUCUUCGUUUUUAGUCGACCUGUCUACCUCUUCUCCCUAACGUUAGUACCAGACCAAACCAUUGAUGAGCUGCAAAACAUGAUCAACAACUUCUUUUGGUCUGGCAUGAGACCGUCAAUUAGUUUGAAAACGAUCAUUGGAAAGAAAACGGAUGGUGGUUUCGCACUCUUACAUCUCAAAACAAUGAUUGAAUCAUCCCGUAUUAAAUGCGGUCUUCGACUAAUGACUAAGAGUAACGUCAAAUGGAAAUUUUUCGGUUUGCAACUCAUGGCUUCGAAACUGUACCGCUUUUGCCCGUCCUUGUGGUCGAACUUGAUACCUCAUAUUGAUGAGGGUUCGACUCUUUACCAUGAGGUAGCAAGAUACACGUCUAAGUGGUUAGCAAGUGGUGGUUCAUCCAAUAUACUUAUCCGUUCCAAGGAUCCUUCGAUUUAUUGGCAACUGAUCUACAAAUAUCAUUUUCAAACGCCUAUUUGCUACCGUCGUAUUCCUUAUCUCAAAACAAUACAUUUCUUCAAAUUACUCCAUCAAAGUAAAUUGCCAACACGAGUGUUCGACAUCUGGAUACAGUUAGCCAACUACGGUCUAAACACAAGAACGCGCACUGGAAAAACAGACCAAAGUAAGGUGUGUGUUUUUUGUGAUCAAAACGAGACGUUGUACCACUUAUGAGCACAAUGUGUUUUCUUCGAGCCCGUUUUUCAGUCACUAACGAACCGUAUAUAGACGUUCUUUUCCGCUCGAUAACGAAUUACAUUUUUGAUACUCAUUUUAACCCUUGUACUACCACCUAGGGUCUAUUUAGACCCUGUUCUCAAUAACAAAGAAAAUAAGGUGAAAUAAUCUUUUUACAUGGAUCAAAGAAUGAAAUACAUUCUAUGAAUGCAUUCUAUAUUCUAUCGUAAAACGAUUUUACCGCCGUUUACGGGUCGUGUUGAAUCAUCUUGGAAAGCGUAUGAGCAAACAAUUCGAAACGCCAGUCAGCAUUCUUAAAAUGAAGGCUAUGGAAAAGAAUAACUGGAAGAAUUUUGGCACAUGUCUUUUUGGGUUAUUUCGAUUUUCUACACUCUGUUACAACGACUCUGUUGUAAGAAUUUAGCAGCAUUUAGCAAUCGAUUUAUUUUCGCAAAGUCGUAAAAAUGAACAAGCAAAUAAACACAAACUAACAGAAGAAAACACAAGACAAUCACUCAGCUGCUUUAUGCAGCGGUCGCCAUCUCCAUUUUCUUUUCUUCUUUUCUUUGCACUGCCUACAGUUCAAAAUCAGCAACUAUAUUAACUACCUACUACCCAAAUGUAAGAUCACUUCGAAUCGAUGACUUUGAAUUAAUUGAUAAUGAUGAUAGUAAUUCCAGUGCUAUAAUAACAAGAGCGAUAAUGUUGAAUUAUCUUAAAUAUGUGAAUUUAUCUUAUCCAAGUAAUCUAACAUGGAAGUGCUUUCCUAAGAUCUGGAUUAUUCCGAAUAUAAGUAGUUUAUAUCUUCAACCAUCAGAUUUAUUGGAUUUUCCAGCUGUGCUUUAUACUUCGGCAGCAUUUUGCAAUAAGAUUAAAUGUUUAGAAUUAAAAUUAGAAUUUAUAAAAAUAAGUUUAAGUCAAAUUGUCAUUUGCUUCGAUAAAUUACAACAUCUAAAUCUACGGUUAUGUUUCUUUAAAUAUGAUUAUGAUAAUGAUGAUGAUACAAGAUUAGAAUAUGAUGAUAAUGAUUUAAAUUUAUUCUGUUUUAUACUUAUGGAAAGUAAAACAUUAUUAUCAGCUGAUAUUACAAAUUAUAAUAUUAAAAUGAUACUCACACUCUACGAUAAACUGAUAAAUUUUAGCAAUUGUAGUAAACCAUCCUCAGCAGUAAUUGAAAUUGUGCAUGUUGUGCGUCUAAUUGUUCGAAAAUAG